Messenger RNA from Penicillium arizonense, 921 nucleotides. RefSeq lists its product as uncharacterized. The transcript has a single exon. The record is from RefSeq and is a predicted model, not a curated record. Lineage: Eukaryota; Fungi; Ascomycota; Eurotiomycetes; Eurotiales; Aspergillaceae. The coding region runs from base 1 to 921 and encodes 306 amino acids.
AUGGCUAUGUCCAACGAACACACCCGGGACUGGUCUGUUCUCUUCGAGACAGAGGUCCUUGGAUAUUCCAAUUUUGACCAGGCUUGUGGCCUUCCAGCGGUCAGUACGUUGCCCAAUCUCUACCAAUUCGAUGCUCGCCUCCACUUUCCAAUUGAAUACGAAGGCUUCCAGGAAUGGUAUGGGCUGGUGCAUCAAAUCCUCAAGCACCACAGUCUGCAUAAUUUAAUUGACAGGAGCGUUCUUCGUCCCUUCCGUGACGAUGAAGAUGCCCCGAAAUGGCAGGUCUUGUCUUUGGGUGUCACCAGGUGGCUUGCCUGGAACAUGGCUCCAGAGGAGGUUGCAGAAAUUGUCGAUGGAAGAAUUGACGAACAGAAUACCCGCUUGGCUCUUGAAUUGACACUUGCCGAUGAUUUCAUGGACGGUAUCAAGAAGUUGAUGUUCGAUGAAGAAAGCCCUGACUUGGAGACGUGCACCAAUCUCCUGUUCAGAAUCAUGAACACAAAGCGAUCUGACGUGGAGACUCUUCCACAGUUCGUUCACCUGGUCUGGAAAUUGUAUUGCAAGGCUCAUCGUUACAGCCUGAACGUUCAUCCCUUCAUCCUGCUGUCAAUCCUUCUCAAUGGAAUGAAGUCUGAAGUGCCUGGAUUCGUUGCAAAUCAGCUUGAAAUCAUGGACCGGAUGAUCAAUCCUACCUAUGGGGUAACCGACAAGCAUUUCCAAGAUGCCCUUACUGCCUAUCGCGCAUACAGGCAGGCCCAGGACACAUCUGGUGAUGAUUCGGAUAAUUCAUCGGAUCAGGAAAUGGACGUAUCGAGCGAGGAAGAUGUCGACCCCGACGACGACGACGACGAUGUCGACGCAGGCAACGAGGAAGUCACCCAUCCCGACACAUCAAUUGCUGAGGUGGUGGAGAUUGACUAA